UUUUAUUUGAGCGUCGAGCUAGAUACAUCCCAAUCAACGAUUGUUGUAGAUCUGCAAACGCUCUAUCUAGAAAGGGAACGCUCAACUAUGGAUAAACCUUAUAUCAAACAAGCUUUCGACGUGUUAACCAGUGAAGCCAAAGAUCUAUUUCUGGGAACGAGCAUUCCCGAAACAUUCGGUACACCGACGUCACUAGAGUUUGUCCGGGACAAUGUGGCCAGAAACAUGCCACUAAUCAUACGGGAAGCAAACAACGAUUGGCCAGCUGUGGAGAAGUGGAACUCCAAGUACUUAAGAGAAACGUUCGCGCACAAGGAAGUCACGGUUGCCAUCACACCCAAUGGUUACGCGGAUGGAUUAGCCCAACAUAAUGGAGAAGAUUUUUUCGUACUACCCCUCGAGGUCCCGAUGGCAAUGGGAGAAUUUCUAGAUACGCUGGAUCGCAAAGAUGAUAGGAUAUUGUACAUUCAACGACAAAAUUCCAACCUCACGGAGGAUUUCCAAGAGCUGUGGCAAGAUGUGGAUACCGAAAGGUUGAAAUUUGCGGAAGAGGCCUUCAAUAAACAACCGGAUGCCAUUAAUUUCUGGAUGGGAGACGAUCGUGCUAUUACGUCUAUGCAUAAAGAUCCUUACGAGAAUAUCUAUUGCGUUAUAUCCGGCUACAAAGACUUUAUCCUAAUACCACCGGUCGAUUUGCAUAACGUGCCAAGACAGAAAUAUCCCAUGGGCAUCUACAUGCAGGACGAUGAUGGAAGCAUAGUGGUGGAACCGAUUUUGGACGAAAUAGGCAAACCUCGAUUGAUCGAAUGGGUUAGCAUCGAUCCGUUGGAACCGGAUCUGGACAAGCAUCCACAAUACGUCAACGUAACUGCCUACGAGGUUCGGGUCAAUGCAGGUGAUAUGCUAUACCUGCCCAGUCUUUGGUAUCACCAUGUACGGCAGAGCCACAAAUGCAUUGCCGUUAACUUUUGGUACGAUAUGGACUACGAUGCCCGCUACUGCUACUAUAAAAUGAUGGAAAAAAUAUGCGGCUACGGUGAGAAUGAGGAUGAAAAUUGAGGAAAGUUGUG
Ochlerotatus camptorhynchus is the source of this 1070-nucleotide messenger RNA. It is a transcript of the gene JMJD7, whose product is annotated as Jumonji domain containing 7. The record is from RefSeq and is a predicted model, not a curated record. Lineage: Eukaryota; Metazoa; Arthropoda; Insecta; Diptera; Culicidae. The transcript is spliced from 6 exons. Gene Ontology annotation, molecular function: 2-oxoglutarate-dependent dioxygenase activity. The coding region runs from base 88 to 1059 and encodes 323 amino acids.